This is a messenger RNA of Penaeus monodon (black tiger shrimp), 477 nucleotides long. RefSeq lists its product as uncharacterized. NCBI's taxonomy places the organism in Eukaryota, Metazoa, Arthropoda, Malacostraca, Decapoda, Penaeidae. The record is from RefSeq and is a predicted model, not a curated record. Gene Ontology annotation, cellular component: extracellular matrix. The transcript has 3 exons. Bases 1 to 477 code for a protein of 158 amino acids.
AUGUGUCGUCGUCCUCGCCUGCGUGGUUGUCGUCGCUCUGUGCGACAAGGCCCCAGUCUAUGCCCCUCCAACCCCCGCCUACCACGCACCCGAAACCCGCCUACAACGCUCCCAAACCUUCUACCCGCCCCGAAACCCAGUCUACCCGCCCCCAAACCUUCUUACCACGACCCCGAACCCCCUACCACGCCCCCGAACGAGUACGAACAAGAAUACGCUGACGUAACUCCCAAGUACAACUACAACUACGGUGUCGCCGACGGUUACUCCGGCGCCAACUUCGCCGCCUCAGAGUCCCGCGACGGCUACAAGAUCGAGGGCCAAGCCUACACCGUCGACCUCCCCGACGGCCGCAAGCAGAUCGUCAACUACGUGGACACGGCCGACGUUUAUGGUAAGCUCAGGUCACCUACGGGCGAGGCGUCAGUAUGCCGAGUACAAUGUGCCCACCUACAAGCCAGCUCCCCCCGCCCAUAA